GAUUGCAAACUACCGGGAGACUUUUGUUUUGCUUGUUUGUUUGUUGUUUGUAGCUUCAACUUCUGAUUCUAUUUCGAUUUCAGUAUGACCGAGCAAUUGGACACCGCGGACAUCACCGCCCUCAAUGCAUUGGCUGCCGGUACCAACAAAAAGACUCCCAGAAUCGUGGCUGCUGGGUUGGGAGGCAGAUUGAUGGGUACCGCCGAAAUGGUCAAAGUGACUGCCGAACAGAUCACAGAGGACUCCUUGGAAUCCUUGGCCGACAAGGACGCCCGUGAAAAGGCAAAGUAUGCCAAGACCAAGCACAUCUCCGAAUUGCCAUGGACUUUUGGAAACUUCUACAAGAAGAUCAACUGGUUGAACAUGAUUUUGGUCGUUGCCAUGCCAGCCUUCGGUACCUACCAGGCUGUCUUCUACCCUCCAGCUUUGAAGACCUUGAUUCUUGCCUUCGUGCUCUACCUCUUCUCUGGUCUUUCCAUCACAGCUGGCUACCAUCGUUUAUUUUCCCACAGAGCCUAUGACGCCGCCACUCCAGUCAAGCUCUUCUUUGCCUUCUUUGGUGCUGGUGCCGUCGAGGGUUCCAUCAAAUGGUGGGGCCACUCGCACAGAGUCCACCACAGAUACACCGAUACCGACAGAGACCCUUAUGAUGCCAGACAAGGUUUCUGGUACUCGCACAUGGGAUGGAUGUUGACCAAGGCUAACCCAAAGAACAGAGCUAGAGCCGACAUCUCUGACUUGUCCACCGACUGGAUCGUCACAUUCCAGCACCGUCACUACUUGUUGAUGAUGCUUGUCUCGGCCUUUGUAGUUCCUACCUUGACUGCUGGUCUCUUCUGGGGCGAUUACUGGGGUGGUUUCAUCUACGGAGGCAUUUUGAAGUCUUUCUUCAUCCAACAAGUUACUUUCUGUAUCAACUCUUUGGCCCACUGGAUCGGUGUUCAGCCAUUUGACGACAGAAGAACUCCAAGAGAUCACGCAUUGACUGCUGUGUUCACUUUCGGUGAAGGUUACCACAACUUCCACCACGAGUUCCCAUCUGACUACAGAAACGCUCUUAAGUGGUACCAAUACGAUCCUACCAAGAUCGUUAUCUGGGUCUUAUCCAAGCUUGGCCUUGCCUGGAACUUGAAGAAGUUCUCGCAGAACGCCAUUGAACAAGGUUUGGUUCAACAACAACAGAAGAAGUUGGACAGAAUGAAGGCCAAGCUCAACUGGGGUCUUUCCGUCGACGAGUUGCCAGUGUGGGACAGAGAAGAGUUCAACGCCAAGGCAAAAUCCGACGGUCUUAUCAUCAUCUCUGGUAUCAUCCACAAUGUCAAGAACUUCGUCAAGGAACACCCAGGUGGACAAGCUUUGGUCAGAGCUUCAUUGGGUAAGGAUGCCACUAAGGCUUUCAAUGGUGCUGUCUAUGCUCACUCCAACGCUGCUCACAACUUGUUGGCUUCGAUGAGAGUGGCCGUGAUAAGAGACGGAAACGUAAACGCCAACACUUUUGAUCUUCAACAACAGUUCUUGGACAAGGAAAAGCUUAACUAGACUAUACUAGCCAAGAUAGCACAUUAGAGAAUAGAGAAAGAUUUCAGGUAUGGUUGGUUAUAUUUAAGAAUUAUGGAGUAUGUCAUUGAAGAGUUUAUUGUUUGCGAGUUUGGUCCUUUUGUUUAUAUUCCUAUCCAUAGCUUCGUUUUAUAUUACCUUGUAUUUUUCAUUAUCAAAUCUACAAACAGCUCAAUAUUAUGACAACAAAAAAUAUUCGG
Molecule: messenger RNA, 1757 nt
Organism: Scheffersomyces stipitis CBS 6054
Lineage: Eukaryota; Fungi; Ascomycota; Pichiomycetes; Serinales; Debaryomycetaceae
Gene: OLE1
Product: stearoyl-CoA 9-desaturase
Exons: 1
Coding region: 85-1539 (484 amino acids)
Biological process (GO): unsaturated fatty acid biosynthetic process
Cellular component (GO): endoplasmic reticulum membrane
Molecular function (GO): stearoyl-CoA 9-desaturase activity; iron ion binding; heme binding
Source: RefSeq, a predicted model, not a curated record